Messenger RNA from Gamsiella multidivaricata, 1040 nucleotides. RefSeq names its product mitochondrial genome maintenance protein. Gene Ontology annotation, cellular component: TIM23 mitochondrial import inner membrane translocase complex. The transcript has 2 exons. Gene Ontology annotation, biological process: protein insertion into mitochondrial inner membrane; protein import into mitochondrial matrix. Bases 303 to 644 code for a protein of 113 amino acids. The record is from RefSeq and is a predicted model, not a curated record. Lineage: Eukaryota; Fungi; Mortierellomycota; Mortierellomycetes; Mortierellales; Mortierellaceae.
UUUCUCCUUCCUUCCUUUUCAUCCCCAUGGCUCUUCUCAUGUCCUCUUCCAUCUUCCUCCCCUUUUUCUUCUUCUCUUUUCCACUUGAUUCCAAUACUCCUCUGCUACUAUCCUUUGUCAAUGCGACGUCAAUUGGGUGCCGGACUGGCGCCCUGCCAGGGUCACACUCUACAGCCCCUUAAUUUCUCCCCUACACACUAAAUUGCCCCAUUCUACCCCACACUCUUUCAAACAACUGCUCCUCCCUCUUCCGACCCACUCGACAUCAUCAGCAGCACAGCACAGCACAGCAGCAAAUUACAAUGGAGCCCUCAAAGUUUGAACGUGCCAAGGUCGGAGCUAUGAUGGGUGGUACCGUCGGUCUCUGCAUCGGACUCGUUUUUGGUGGAUUCUCUCUUAUGAGAAAUGGGCCAGGAACACGCGGAUAUGUGAAUACGCUUGCACAGACGAUGAUCUCCUCGACAGCGACGUUUGCAUUCUUCAUGGCGAUUGGAUCAGUAAUCAGGAGUGAGGAGGCAGAAGCAAUCGACUAUGUGUCCAUGAACCAGAACCGCCACAAAAGUAUUUGGGGAGGUACCAUGCGUUUCACGGCCCCUCCAAUUGUCAUUCUUCAGCAGCAGAAAGAACAGCAACAGCAGGUGUAGCAGCAGAAACAGGAGGAGUUGAUGGAGAAGGACAGAGGGAGUGCUGGACAUAGAGAGCCAGCUAUACUUUACACCCGCAUUGUAAAUAAACUACGCGGCUAUUUUUUUUUUCUACGACCAAGGCGAUCAAUUGCAUGGGUCUUAUGUGCAUGGACUACUUGAAGUCUUAUUACUGAUAUCUUCAAUUGUAGCAAAACCACCACAUAGCGAACCAUUGCUGUUGAUAGCACAGUUGAGGCAGUCUGUGUCGUAGAUUACCAUGGCUCGAUGCGUGUGUUCCUGACUGGACCCUCAGCGGUAUCUGAUCCGGUUUCUGCCUCAUACACUUCCUCUCUGCCCAUGAGUCCAUCCAUCCAUGGGUGACGCGGUUUUUUUUCUUUUUUGGGUGACCCAAUG